Zophobas morio is the source of this 812-nucleotide messenger RNA. RefSeq names its product protein takeout-like. Bases 1 to 564 code for a protein of 187 amino acids. The transcript is spliced from 5 exons. The record is from RefSeq and is a predicted model, not a curated record. Lineage: Eukaryota; Metazoa; Arthropoda; Insecta; Coleoptera; Tenebrionidae.
AUGCUCAUUUUGGCAAUCAGAAGACCGAAAUUGCUGAAGUUUUUCAAGUCCUUCAAGUCUCAUUACCGUUCUACGAUCAAAACCGUGCUCGCAUUCCUCCUCUUACUCGUUUCCACUCAAGCCGCAAAGUUUCCACCCAAUUUCAAAAAAUGCAACCGCAAAGACCCAAACUCCGCCAAGUGCAUUUUGGAAGCCGCCCAAUUCGGAGUCCUUCAAGCUAACAAAAAUUACCCCCAAAUCGGCCUGGCCAACUUAGCACCCCUAGAAAUCGUGGAACUGAAAAUAGGAGCUGGCUCCCACGCUGUCGUGAAUGUGGACCAAAAUUUCAAAAAUUGUAAAUUGUAUGGGUUCGAGAAGGCGAAAAUUCGCCAGUUUGAAUUUGAUUUUGAGGAGAAAGUGUUAAGGAAUAGAGGAACGGUUCCAGAGGUUAAGAUGUUGUGCGAAUAUGAACUAAAUGGGAAGGUUUUGCUUCUGCCCAUCGUGGGAACAGGACCCAGCACUGUCAUUUUAAAAAAUUUACAGAUAACCGCUCACUUCGAGUUCGAAUAUGUCAAAAAGAAUUGAAAAGAAUAUAUUCAUUUUAUUUCCAACAAGGUGACUUUGGAUCCCGAGUUCGUUUCUUUCAAUUUCGAAAAUUUGUUUAACGGCGAUAAGCAACUAGGGGACAAUAUUAAUAAAGUUUUGAACGACAAUUUCAAGGAAGUGUACGCUGAUGUUCAGCAAGGGUACGAGAAAGGUCUGGGUUUAAUAAUUCAGCAAAUUUUGAACAAUUUGUUUUCGAAAGUUUCGAUGGAUGAAGCUUUCGAUUAAUU